UUGUGUUUCGACAUUAUAUUUGACUUUGAUUUGUCGUUUUUCCUCGAGAUAGCACCUCGAGUAACUUAACGCAACUUAACUAACGUUCAGAAAAUCUUUUUUCUCAAAUUUGUAACGUUUAGGUUAACAAAGUAUAGGAUGUCAUGGGUCAAGAUGGAUUGUGUAAACCACACAACACCGCGUUAGCUUUCGUGUAACUACUUUGUGCACAGCACAGCGUAACAUAUCAGAAAUGGAAGUAGCCUAAAGUGUACAACAGUACCUUUUAUCUUGACGUUUCAAUUUCUUUGGGCGAAUAAUAGAGGCAGAGGUCGGGGUGGGCCUCCAAUAACCAUUUGAAAAAUACAUCAGAUCAAUCUCCCGUGGUCGAUUCUCUUCGUCAUUUAAGCAGUAUAUGGAUUGGAGCUUGGUAACAGAGGCCUAUAGUUUACUAUUAAAAUAAGUGUGUAUUCGUCGGACUACGCCCGGCAACAACGUGUGUCUUUGCGAUCCGUUUCCAGCACAUACGGUAUUUAUGGUUAUAUCCUAAAAUACGAUCUUAACGUAAUGUUAAAUACGUAACUGAGUAUCUACCAUGAGCGGAAAACAGUUAAUAUGACUCGAUCACCAUGACAACCGGAUUAAAUUAAAUUUUAGUUUUUCGUUUUGAUUCCGGAACAUUCUGAGCCAAUAUUUAAAAACCAAUUUAUCAUCCAUAUAGCACCACGGCAUCAAAAAACGAUUUUCACAAUGAAAAUUCAUUGUUUCCACUGCUAGCGACAGUACAAAGAUAAUCGUCUACUCCAUCAGCUACCAAUUCAUCUACGGACAAGUCAAUUUGUCACGGAGUUAAAUAUCCAGUAAAGAAAACGGACAGCAACCGUCCUUGCUGCAUCAUUGCAGAUGUCAGUCACAACUUGAUCACCCUCUGUCUAUCAGCUAUAUACGUUAAUGGAACCGAAUGUCCAACACAUAGUAUUUAUACUUCAAUGAUUAUUCCAACAAGUUGAAAAAUUCUUCUCUAUUCCAAUUCGAUCAAAAAGAAAAGUCUGCGCAGUCAGGAAAAGUUAAACGAAUAUCAACGAUCCACCAUUAUAGGGAGUGAAUAAGGAAUUGCAAUUGGCGGCGUCAAUUUUUAAUUCUCGAGCUGGUCUACGUAAUGAAACUAGCUGGCAGUGCUGGCUAUAAAACCUAGUCGUUAGUCGAUGGUCUCGACAAUAGCGGUUAUUCCCGGUUCCGGUAAUGAUGGCUAAAAUAGGGAAGCCAUUGCUGGUAAGUUAUUGCAUCUGCUUAUUUGUGUGUCAAUUUCUGUCAUCUUACGCUACCACUGCAAUGGCAAAGAACUCGACAAAAUUAUAUAAAAAACAUCUUGUGGCUCUCAUAUCAGAGUAUCCGGUAUCACUUAGGAUUCUGAGAAACGCGACUGGCCACGUAAUUCAGACGAUUGGUGCUUCCGCUCUGAUGCUGGAUUGGCUAUCUCGUCGUUACAAAUUUGACUACUCCCUCCUUGAUGUGAAUGUCACUACUCUGGAAGAUGGAGGACCGAAUCUACCUGGAAUAAUUAGCUACGCAACUAGAGGAGAAUGUGAUCUCAUUCUCGCAGUCAUCCGGCAAACACCGGAACGUUUACGUCUUUUGGAACUCCUUCACCCUUGGAUGUACUCACAGACAGCCUUUAUUAUCCCGAUGCCCGAGGUUUCACAGAAUAACGUCGACGCCGUCAUCAAACCCUUUCAGCUCUGGGUUUGGAUGGCGUUGAUUUUGGCUUUCGCGUCCGUAAUUGCUAUCCUAUCGUGUUUCAAUCGAUUGUUUCAAUCGAAGGGUCGAUCUAUCAUCGAACAAGAUAAUCCCUCAACAUUUCCUUCAGUUAGGGUGACUGAAAGCAUUUUCAUGUAUGUGGUGGGAACACUUUUGAAUCAAGGUGGGUACAUAUCGAACAAGUUCACUCCGAUCCGACUAGUCGUAGGAGCUUGGUGUCUUCUGACUCUGGUUUUGCUCAACGUCUACAAUGGAGUUCUGAUUUCUUACGUAACAGAGGCCGGUCGCCCACAACCGCUUAUCAAUACUUUUGAUGACGUCCUGUCCGACUCCAGCAUCCUCCUGGUUCUCGAUAAAGGGUUUGCUGGCGAUAUUGUCAUUUCGACGGCAGAAAAAGGAUUGUACAAGACAAUGAAGGACAAGUUGAAUGCGCAUCCCAAUUCGAGGUGUUUGUCGACUCAGCAAUGCAUCGAUUUGGUGAAAUCGCUACCUCCUCGUUAUGUUUACCUAAAUGCUGUAAUAGGAUUAAAAGCCGCCAUAAAAAAGGAUUACGUGCAAACGCGGCAGUGCAAACUGACCAUAGCUGGAGAACCGCCGUUUAUGAAACAUGCUAUUGGUUGGGGACUAGCUAAAAACAGCCCUUAUCGAGAGGAAUUCAAUCGAGGAACCGCACGCCUUUUCGAUGUAGGGUUAACGUCAUUUUGGCAGAAUUGGUACGAGCCAGAUUCUAAGCCUUGCUAUGACGACAAAGACAACGGUGGUCAAAAUAAGAACGAGAAAAAACCACUGGUGCGAUUAUCUUUGACCAAUUUGACAGGGGCAUUUGCUGUUUUAGCUGUUGGAUGCGCAAUGUCCAUCCUAACAUUUUUAGCAGAAAUAAUAAUUUUCCUAAAAAAGGAAUCUGACAAGAAAUGUAGUUUUGGCAAAGGGUGGCGGCGAUAAGAUUUUAAAAUCCUGACGGGUUGCACAACUAACUACCCUUACAUAAAUUUAAUCCGUAUCCUAUAUUAAAUGAACUAUUUAUAUCCUAAGCGAUCAUGUUCACUUCAAAUUGAUAAGGGUAAUAUACUAACUAGUACAUUAGGAGUAGUACGAGAUAUAACGAGUAGAGAACUAUAGUACUUAACGAGUACAGACUAGGCCUUUCAUGCAUCACAAAUUUCAGCACUUUAUUCGUGAUAAUAUUAUUACAACAUCCAAGUUAAUACGCUAUGAAAAAAGUUAGGAGGAAAUCAAUAAGCAUUUGCUACGGCAACCGAUAUUUUGAAUUCCCUUAAAAAUAUUUUGUUCUUUUAUUCGAGCUUUUAUUCGACGAUGUUUGUCACAAUCACGUAGAAAGUGUUACUGCUCUAUUCAAUCGAUAUUGGGAGUCUAGUGAUUGUUUCUCUUAUCUGUAAUAAGCACAUCUUAUUAAACCAACAUUCUACCGUGAAUUUGGGGUUUAUAAUAUUUCACUUAUGUAGCUGUAAAUGGCCUCAUGAAAUAAACGGACAACAAUAACCGAACACACAGCAA
Daphnia pulex (common water flea) is the source of this 3252-nucleotide messenger RNA. Its product is annotated as ionotropic receptor 93a-like. The record is from RefSeq and is a predicted model, not a curated record. Lineage: Eukaryota; Metazoa; Arthropoda; Branchiopoda; Diplostraca; Daphniidae. The coding region runs from base 1222 to 2679 and encodes 485 amino acids. Gene Ontology annotation, molecular function: ligand-gated monoatomic ion channel activity. Gene Ontology annotation, cellular component: membrane. The transcript has 9 exons.